Molecule: messenger RNA, 3279 nt
Organism: Peromyscus leucopus (white-footed mouse)
Lineage: Eukaryota; Metazoa; Chordata; Mammalia; Rodentia; Cricetidae
Gene: Ddx31
Product: DEAD-box helicase 31
Exons: 20
Coding region: 371-2503 (710 amino acids)
Biological process (GO): ribosome biogenesis
Cellular component (GO): nucleus
Molecular function (GO): nucleic acid binding; RNA helicase activity; ATP binding
Source: RefSeq, a predicted model, not a curated record
GAAAAUGCGCUCCGGGCAGGCUGACCCGCGGCGCGCCUGCGGCUGAGAGGAGAAGGUGGGAACUCCGGGGAAGUCCUUUUGCUAGACACUGGGUGCUAGGCCCGACGGAAGAAUGAGUCUCGUGUAGGUGACUGAGAUGCUGAGAAGACCAGCGUGGCGGCUGAGGAAGACCCCGCCAGGUGGGCGGCGCGCGGCCUCUUCCGGUUUCUGAGGCGUUCGGGACUCUUGGCUCCGGUCGGUGCGCGCGCUGCCGCGGCUCCCGGACCCGGAAGGGGAGGCGGCGGCGGCGGCCCAGGAAUAGCUGCAAAGUACUUCACCGUCCACGUGCUGCUCGGGCUUCUGGCUUGGUCCGCAGCUCCGCGCCCGGGCCAUGACUACCGCCUGCAGCUCGCUCCCAGACCCGCCUCCCAAGACGUACUUCGGACGCCGCCAGGAUCAGACGAGGCGGCAAACAGAGGCUACCAAGAGAAAACACCAAGUGUCCAGUGAUGCUCCACCAACAAAACGGAGGAAUGAAGCAUCCUCUCUUUCAGCCAAGAAAACCAGUGAUAAAGAAACUCCAAGAACAUUUAAGGGAGGUGCACACAAAACGUUUCCUCCAAAGAAGUCCUUGGACAGUAUAGGCAAUGGAAGGCAAGAGAGGCCAUGCAUCAAGACUUCGUCUCUGUUUAAAAACAAUCCUGAGAUCCCAGAACUCCGCAGAGCUGUAGUGAAGCAGGCUCGAGAGCAAGUGUUCUCUCCAGAAGCUUUCCAGGAGCUGGACCUCCACCCACACCUAAUAUCCACAAUAAAUACAGUCUUAAAAAUGUCAACUAUGACCAGUGUUCAGAAGCAGAGUAUCCCAGUGCUGCUGGAAGGCAGAGAUGCCCUUGUGCGGUCCCAGACGGGCUCAGGUAAAACUCUUGCCUAUUGCAUCCCUGUGGUCCAGUCCCUUCAAGCACUGACAUCAAAAAUACAGCGCAGUGACGGCCCCUAUGCUUUGGUCCUAGUGCCCACCAGAGAGCUGGCUCUGCAAAGCUUUGACACUGUCCAGAAGCUGCUCAAGCCAUUCACCUGGAUUGUUCCUGGAGUGUUGAUGGGCGGAGAGAAGAGGAAAUCAGAAAAGGCUAGACUCCGCAAAGGCAUAAAUAUCCUUAUCUCGACUCCUGGGCGCCUGGUGGAUCAUAUAAAAUCCACGAAGAACAUUCACUUUAGUCGAAUACGGUGGCUGGUUGUGGAUGAAGCAGACAGGAUAUUGGAUUUGGGUUUUGAGAAGGACAUAACAGUGAUUCUGAAUGCUGUAAAUGCUGAGUGUCAGAAACGGCAGAAUGUCUUGCUGUCAGCGACACUCACAGAAGGUGUAACACGGCUAGCUGAUAUCAGUUUGCACAAUCCAGUCAGUAUCUCUGUCUUGGACAAAAUCUGGGACCAGCCCAACCCGAAGGAAGUUGCUAAUACCCAGCUGGACAGCUUUGCCAUACCAGAGAGUCUUGACCAGCAUGUGGUGCUGGUUCCCAGCAAGCUGCGCCUUGUCUUCCUUGCAGCCUUCAUCCUGCAGAAGUGCAAGUUUGAGAAGGACCAGAAGAUGAUUGUCUUUUUCUCAAGUUGUGAGCUGGUGGAGUUCCACUACAGCCUCUUCCUUCACACCCUGUCUUGCCGCUCAGGGGCCCCCACUUCAGAGCAGCUACCAUCUGCUUCCUGGCCACUGAAAUUCCUUCGGCUGCACGGCAACAUGGAACAGGAGGAAAGAACCUCCGUGUUUCACGAGUUCUCACAUUCUGGAACGGGAGUCCUGCUCUGCACGGAUGUUGCAGCUCGAGGCUUAGAUCUCCCACAAGUCACCUGGAUUGUUCAGUACAGUGCUCCGUCUUCACCUGCAGAAUACAUUCACCGGAUUGGAAGAACUGCCCGGAUUGGCUGUCAUGGGAGCAGCUUGCUCAUUUUGGCUCCUUCAGAGGCAGAAUAUGUCAACUCGUUGGCUUCUCACAAAAUCAAUGUUUCUGAGAUUAAGAUGGAAGAUAUUUUGGCUAUCCUGACAAAGGAUGCUUGUUUUAAAAGGAGACAGAAGGGAGCCCAGAAAUCCCAUGCCAGUGGCCCCCAGGAAAUCCGAGAACGAGCUACAGUAUUGCAGACAGUAUUUGAAGAUUAUGUGCACUCCAGUGAGAGGAUGGUCUCCUGGGCAAAGAAAGCUCUGCAGUCCUUCAUCCGAGCCUAUGCUACCUACCCUAGGGAGCUGAAGCCUAUCUUCCAUGUCAGGUCACUACACCUUGGGCAUGUGGCUAAGAGCUUUGGGCUAAGAGAUGCUCCUAGAAACCUCAGUGUCUCCACUGUGAAGAAGAAGGCAAGCUUGAAAAGGCCUGACCCUCGGAGGAAGAUCCGGAAUAAGCACCACCUUGUGCUCGCUGAAGUCCUGCACUCAGAAUACUCAAGUGGGCUGGAGGCUGGCGGCUCGAAGGGUGGCAAGCAAGGCAAACAGCAGGGCUUUCAGGUGGUACCCAGCAAGGCCAGGCCGUGGAGAGAAUGAAGCUGCUCCUACAUCCAGAAGCUCACCACCAACCAGCAAGCUUCUUUUGGUUUUUAAUCUCUCUACAGGACCAGGUCAGGGUAGAUCGACAGGCCCUGUGGCUUUAGAUUGAUGUCCUGUUCUUAUCAGGGAAACUUCCUGAACACAGACCUGUUGGAGGAGGAGCCCUGAUGGAAACCAGCAGGCAGGGGCCAGUGCUAGACAGUCACCUGCCUUUGCUCUAGCCUCUUGCAAGAUUGUGCACAGGGACAGCAAAACAUCCUGUGUAUCAGCCUGGAAGAGUGUGGCUCCUGGCGAGCUUGCCAGAUGAAGCUGCCACACAUGUAUUGCAUGAGUGUUGUCAGAUGGAAUGUUAAAAACUGGAACUGAACUUGUACAAAAGGAUAAAGUGUUUGUUGAAUAGCUAUUUUCUUAGUGUCUGCAUGUUCUGUGAGGAAGGACCAAGAGAGCUUUCGCUUUGGGUCAAAAAACACUGCUUUCUUCCAUAAGCACAGCAUAGUGCCAUGUGCAUUGCCUCCCCUUUCAUGUCCACAGAAGACUAGCUCUCUCUGGGCUAAUUGACUGACUGUUGCCUUUUUAUUAUCUGCCUUUGAAGUCAAAAGGCACUAGCACCCGAGCUCGCCUUUCCCAUCGGAGCCUGUCUUCUCUUCGAGGUCUGAGGUCUUUGUGUUGUGACCUAGACCCAGAACCCCCACACACCAUUGUGUUUCUGGGAGGUUUGAAAGAGGACCCCUGGAGCGUAUUGAUUUCCCAAUAAAUGUAAGAUUUGGACAUUA